AUGGUUAUGUCAUCUGACAAAAGGUUUGGACCUUUAAGUUAUAAAUAUUACAUAGGAAUAUGUAAUUGCUAUAGCCAAAACUGGGCCUCAUUGUAAAAUAUAUAUUGUAUUUUAAUUAAAAGGGUCUUUAUUUGCUAUUACAUUGAUAGGUUUAACUAGAAUUUUCUAUAUAAUGAUGAAAUAAUGAAAAGUUUCAGGUCAUGA
Molecule: messenger RNA, 204 nt
Organism: Paramecium pentaurelia
Lineage: Eukaryota; Ciliophora; Oligohymenophorea; Peniculida; Parameciidae
Source: the annotation of a GenBank genome assembly